CCAAAGCAUCCACUGUAACCACUUUCGGACUAAUAACUGACCUCCCCAUUGGUAGCUGCGAUGGAUCUCUCUCCACUGGGAUUGGUAUUGCUCGGCAAAUUUCCUGAAAUGAAGUGGUCGCAUUGUGUGUCUCCAGAUACCUUCUAGGCUGGGUAAAGUUCUGUUAAUUUGUUUAAGAGCCGUCGAUCUGUCUAGACUGUGACCUAACGGCAUUGUCAGUCGCUGUUCUCGUUAUGGCGACACGAUGGGGCGUGCCGACUCGUUCGGCUCGGCUGGCGAGCCAGCUGAACACGGAGAUUCAGCUUCUGCUGGCGGCUAUGCGGCAGAACAGCAAAUGGGUCGCGGGCCCUCGCAUCCUGGGAGAAGAAGUCGAAGUUCCGGAAGAUCCAUUGCUCCUUAAUCUUAAGAUCCUACGGCGGAACGCGUUUUUGUGGGCUGCUGGAGCAACGGAGGUGUCAGGAAUGCGAUCUGGUGGAGACGCGUGGGAGCGUGGGAUGGCUGGGAGGGACGCCGCGAGUCAAGCGGAGGGGCAAGGGGACGGAGGAGCAGCACGCGAGGCGAGUAGUGGGGAGGAAAGGCAGGCGGCGAGCUCAAUGGCGUCGAGUGGUGCUGGCGAGGGGCCGAGUGGUGAGGCAUGCGGCGAGGAGUGGGAUUGCGUGGAGCCGCUGGAGUACUUGGCGCCGUUCCUCACCAUCAUCCGCUCCGAGAAGACCAACACGGCCGCCACAGGGGUCGCGCUCGCCGCCACGCACAAGAUUCUGACGACGGGGUUCUUCUCGAAGAGCACUCGCGGCGCGGCGCGAGCCAUGCACGCCGUGGUUGAGGCGGUGACGGGGUGCCGCUUCGAGGUGACCGACCACUCGUCGGAGGAGGUGGUGCUCAUGAAGAUCCUCCAGGUUCUCGUGGCAUGUCUGACGUGUCCAGCGGGCGAGCUGUUGUCGGAUCGUGACGUGUGCAGCGUGGUGAACACGUGCUUCCGCGUGGUGCACCAGUCCGCCCUGCGCAGCGACGUGCUGCAGCGCGCAGCGUGCGCCGCCAUGCAUGACAUGGUGCGCACCAUCUUCGCGCGCCUGCCGUCGCUGGCCAGCUGGGCGGCGUCGGGCGAGGAGGAGAUGCAGGCGGCGAGGAGCACGGAGGGCACCAUGGUGCUGCCCGACGACCACGCCGUCGACGCCGCCGCGGGCCUCGACGCAGUGUCCGCUGCACCGCCCAGAGAGGACGCCGAGGCGCCGGGUGAAGGGGGUGCCGCCGCUGCAGUGGGUGCAGCAGAGGGCGUGGCGGGGGGUGGUGGAGAUGCAGGGCAGGAAGGCCUGGAGAAAUCGCAGCAAGGGGAUGAGUGAACCGAGUGCCACCUGUUAUU
Closterium sp. NIES-67 is the source of this 1360-nucleotide messenger RNA. Lineage: Eukaryota; Viridiplantae; Streptophyta; Zygnematophyceae; Desmidiales; Closteriaceae. The record is from the annotation of a GenBank genome assembly.